This is a messenger RNA of Drosophila arizonae, 2850 nucleotides long. It is a transcript of the gene Hr38, whose product is annotated as Hormone receptor-like in 38. Gene Ontology annotation, cellular component: nucleus; transcription regulator complex. Gene Ontology annotation, biological process: regulation of transcription by RNA polymerase II; cellular response to corticotropin-releasing hormone stimulus. The record is from RefSeq and is a predicted model, not a curated record. Lineage: Eukaryota; Metazoa; Arthropoda; Insecta; Diptera; Drosophilidae. Gene Ontology annotation, molecular function: DNA-binding transcription factor activity, RNA polymerase II-specific; RNA polymerase II cis-regulatory region sequence-specific DNA binding; nuclear glucocorticoid receptor binding.
UCGACAGAGCCACCAUCUGCAGCAUCACCUAAAAGCAGCCAACCGAGGCUCCAUAGCCCAGCGACCACAAGCAUGUUACUUUUGCAGCCCAAUAGCUCCUUUAGUUCACUUUCGUCGUUCGACAACUUUUCAACGCAAGCCGUGGCAACGACAACAACCACGUCCACAGUAGCUGCCGUCGCGCCUGGUGCUGGACAUCAUCAUCACAAUCGCCAUCAGUAUCACAAUCAUCAGCAGCAAGCGCCACAGCAGCAGCAGCAGGCACAGCAGCAACAGCAGCAGCAGUUGCUCACGCAGCACCAGCACUUACCGCUGCCCACGUCAAGCCAGGUGACUUUGCUGUCCCAUGAGGAGGAUCAGUUGAUAAGCAACCUAGCCGAUGCGGCCGUCACGCAUAGCGAGCUGUUCUCGGACUUGUUUUUUCCAUCGGACUCGAACAAUUCGCUGCUCUCGCCAGUUCUUGAGAGAUCGGUCGCCAGCUAUCCAGACUCGCAGAUUGAUGUGCCCCCGUCCAGUGAGGCGCUGAUUGGCAGCAGCGAGGAUAUCACCAGCUCCAUUGAGAAUCUCACGAAGCUGACAUGCCUGCGCGAUAAGCGCUUGCCCUCAACGCAAGACCAGCCACCCUCUAACAGUAACGGCAGCGCAGGCUCCGAGCAGGAUCAUCACUCGAUUUGCCUGCUCAGCCUGCGGUCUAGCAGCGAUCCCGCUAUCGCACUUCACACUCACCAACAACAGCAACUGCAGCAACAGCAGCUCCAGGCCACCUAUCUGCAGCGACACGGCACCAGCGACCUCCUGAUCUCACCCAUUGGAGGACCACUCUCCUGCGGCAGUAGUUUACCCAGCUUCCAGGAAACCUACUCUCUCAAAUACAACAGCAGCAGCGCCAACAGUCCAAAACAGGCAUCCCCUUCAACUACUGCCACGCCAUCCGACCAGAUCUUGACUCUAAAAAUGGACGAAGACUGCUUUGCGGAUGUAAUGGCUGACCUAAAUACCGACCAUGCUUCAGGGCAAUCGCUGCACCAGCUACAAGCUCAGCCACCUCGGGCCAACAACGCCAACAACAGCAGUAGCAACAGCAGUGGAUACAACUACCAUGGUCACUUCAAUGCCAUCAAUGGCACUUCCCAUCCCUCACCCAGCUCAUCAGCAAGCUCGCUCUAUGAAUACAGCGGUGUGGCUCACAACGACAGUUUCUUUGGACAGCAGCAGCAGCAGCAACAGCAACAACAACAGCAAACCUAUCAACACAUGAAUUACAGCUCGCACAACGGCGAACGUUAUUCCCUGCCCACGUUUCCCACCAUUUCCGAGAUGGAGGCGGCCACCGCAGGAAGUAGCGCCGCUCCUGGAUCAGGCUUGAGCACAGGCUCUGCUGUGGUUGUCCCACCCAUGCGCCGAGCCUCGUUGCCCAUACAGCGCUCCGUUUCUCCCGCUUCUGCCGCGCACAGCCCCAAGGUGGCUAAGCUGGCGCUAGUUGGCUCUAGAAACACUCAUGCCAUCAAUGCGCUGCAGAUACAACUAAGCUCGGCACCCAACUCCACUGCAAACUCACCUGUGAGCGGGGGUGGUGCUGACUUUCUGCACAGCCAGGCAGGACGAUUGCUUCAGUCGACCAAUUCCUCGCAGUUGUGCGCCGUGUGCGGAGAUACGGCUGCCUGCCAACAUUACGGAGUUAGAACCUGCGAGGGCUGUAAAGGAUUCUUCAAGCGAACCGUGCAGAAGGGCUCCAAGUAUGUAUGCCUGGCGGAUAAAAGCUGCCCGGUCGACAAGCGAAGACGGAAUCGUUGCCAAUUCUGUCGCUUUCAAAAGUGUCUGGUGGUUGGCAUGGUGAAGGAAGUAGUGCGCACGGACUCACUGAAGGGCCGCCGUGGACGUCUACCCUCAAAGCCAAAGUCACCGCAGGAGUCUCCCCCAUCACCGCCCAUAUCGUUAAUAACUGCUCUGGUGCGGAGUCACGUGGACACAACACCAGAUCCCUCGUGCCUGGACUAUUCCCACUACGUGGAGCCGCAGGAUUCGUUGACUCCGCCAACUCUAGCGAAUCCCCUAGGGUUGAGCGAAGCCGAAAAGGUUCAGCAGUUCUACCAACUGCUGACCAGCUCGGUAGAUGUGAUCAGGCAAUUCGCUGAAAAGAUUCCCGGCUAUUUGGAGCUCACAUCCGAGGACCAAGAGCUUCUGUUCCAAUCCGCCUCGCUGGAGCUGUUUGUGCUACGACUAUCUUAUCGUGCUCGCAGUGACGAUACAAAGAUGAUCUUCUGUAAUGGCACUGUGCUACAUCGUACCCAGUGCCAGCGUUCUUUUGGCGACUGGUUAAAUGGUAUCAUGGAGUUCAGCCGCAGCCUGCACAAUCUGGAGAUUGACAUCUCUGCCUUCGCCUGCCUCUGCGCCCUCACGUUGAUAACAGAACGACACGGACUUCGGGAACCCAAAAAGGUGGAACAACUACAAAUGAAGAUAAUCGGCAGUCUACGUGACCAUGUUACCUACAACGCGGAGGCUCAAAAGAAGCAGCAUUACUUCAGUCGCCUGUUGGGCAAACUGCCCGAGUUACGCUCCUUGAGCGUACAGGGACUGCAGCGCAUAUUCUAUCUAAAAUUAGAAGAUCUGGUGCCAGCACCGGCACUUAUUGAGAACAUGUUCGUUACCACGUUGCCCUUUUAGGCGCCAUAACUUUGCUUCCUUUAUGUUUACAUAGCUCGUAAUACGGUAGAUUACGUAAAUAGAAUAUAGCAUUGAAUAUUUAACAAUCCAGCGUGUACAUAGCUCUAAGCGAUCUCAAUGAACGUGAGACUAGGAUGCUUGCAAUAAAAGAAAAAGAAAAGUGCUAGAAUGCUAGAUUGAAUG